AUGAAGAUUGCGGCGGUGGUGGCGAUUUUCUUGGUGUCAUCAUGCACCGAACCAUCUUGUUUUGCAAACGGCCAGAGAAGCACGGACGAGCGCAGUCUACUCGACUUCGACCUCGUCGUAAGCUUUGUCUUGGCGUCGCUCGUGGCACUCGUCCAUCGAUACACCGCCGCGUCGUACGCUUCCAAGGCAUGA
This is a messenger RNA of Aphanomyces astaci, 192 nucleotides long. RefSeq lists its product as hypothetical. NCBI's taxonomy places the organism in Eukaryota, Oomycota, Saprolegniomycetes, Saprolegniales, Verrucalvaceae. Bases 1 to 192 code for a protein of 63 amino acids. The transcript has a single exon. The record is from RefSeq and is a predicted model, not a curated record.